AUGUUGGCAUAUUGUAAUAUAUCAAAUCCUCUACAACUGUGGGAGAAGCAUAAAGAAAUAAUGUGUGAAGAUAUAUUAAAGAGGGAUGCAAAAUCAGGUUUUGACGAGGACAUUUUUAAUGAAGGAUUACUAAUUAUUAAUAGAUCACUCGAAUCAGUCAUUGGGAAAAAUAUAUGUGAGUACGGGUUUAGCGUUAACAGUCAAAAUAUUACAAAUAAUUUGGAAUAUGACAAAUAUAAUUUAGAAGAACUACAAAAAAUACUUAAUGAAAGGGAACCGAAUUUAUUGGAAGGUCAAUUAAGAAUCUACAAUGAAAUAAACAGAAAGAUUGAAGAAAAUGAUGGUAAAAUAUUCUUCAUAGAUGCACCGGGAGGUACAGGUAAAACAUAUCUAUUAAAUUUAUUAUUGGCAAAGGCGAGAUGCAAUAAUAAAAUAGCUAUAGCAGUUGCUUCUACAGGUAUUGCGGCUACGCUUUUAGAUGGUGGACGAACAGCACAUUCAAUGUUCAAACUACCAUUAAAUCUAGCAAAGGAUAUGGAGCCAGUUUGUAAUAUUAAAGGAAAUUCACUUAUUGGGACUAUUAUACGUGAUUGUAAUCUAAUAGUAUGGGAUGAGUGUACAAUGGUAAGUAAAAGAGCAUUUGAAGCAGUUGACAGAACUUUUCGCGACAUCAAACAUUCAGAUUCACCUUUUGGUGGAUCGGUGUUAGUAUUAGCAGGUGAUUUUAGACAGACACUGCCUAUUAUUCAAAGAGGAACACCAGCAGAUGAACUUAAUGCAUGUUUGAAAUCAUCGUAUUUGUGGACCUUGGUAAAAAAAAUAAGUCUAAAUGUAAAUAUUCGUGCACAAAAGUCAGAAACAAAUUCAUUCGCUAAGGUACUUUUAAAUGUAGGGAAUGGAACACUCGAAACAAAUUCAGAAGAUUUUAAGGUAUCACUACCUCCAGAGUUAUGCAUAAAUGUAAACAGACCAGAAGAAUUAUUAACCUCAGUUUAUCCAAAUCUAGAGGAAAAUUACACAUGCUUUGACUGGCUUAGGGAAAGAGCAAUACUAGCACCACUAAAUGACGAAGUACAUAAUAUUAAUUUAGAUUUGCUCAUUAAAUUACCAGGAAUGGAACGUAUUUAUAAAUCUGUAGAUGUAAUUAUGGAUCAAGAAACAGCAUGUGAAUAUCCUGUGGAAUUUCUAAAUUCUUUAGAACCGUCAGGGAUGCCUCAUCAUACUUUAAAAUUAAAGGUAGGAGCGCCAGUUGUUCUAUUACGAAAUCUAGAAUCUCCAAGGUUAUGUAAUGGUACAAGAUUAGUAAUAACAAAUUUAAUGUCUAAUAUUAUAGAAGCAACGAUAUUAACGGGGAAAAAUAAAGGAGAAGAUGUUUAUAUUCCAAAAAUUCCAAUAAUUUCGGAUGAAUUACCAUUUAGAUUUAAGAGACUACAAUUUCCAUUGAAGUUGAGUUUCGCAAUGACAAUCAACAAAUCACAGGGACAAACCCUUAAGUAG
Octopus sinensis (East Asian common octopus) is the source of this 1497-nucleotide messenger RNA. RefSeq names its product ATP-dependent DNA helicase pif1-like. Gene Ontology annotation, molecular function: DNA helicase activity. The coding region runs from base 1 to 1497 and encodes 498 amino acids. The transcript has a single exon. NCBI's taxonomy places the organism in Eukaryota, Metazoa, Mollusca, Cephalopoda, Octopoda, Octopodidae. The record is from RefSeq and is a predicted model, not a curated record. Gene Ontology annotation, biological process: telomere maintenance; DNA repair.